CUGUCUCUCCACUGUCGUCAACCUCUCCGUAUAUGGGUAUGUAAUAUACUGAAGAAUACGCCAAUUGACACUCAAUAUUUUAGCUGCUAAAGGCGAGAGAGGCAGGCACUUCGUUCAAUCCAAAGCGUACAAAGAAGCUUUUCGCUAUUGUUGCUUGUUCUGAUAAAGUUCUUUUGGGAUUAUUAGAAAUAUAUGGAGAGCACCUGAGUUCAGUAUAGCCGACAUUUUUGUUGGUCUUUUACUUAGGUUGCUAGAAAGAUGGAGUCUUCCUCUAAUAGCGAGGAACCCCCUUCUUGGGAAGAGCUUUAUAAUAUCAAUUUGAUGCCAUCGGAGUUGUUUUUCAAGUUUAGGAAGGAAAUUCAGGGGCUUCGAGUUGGUGUUAAUUUAGAGUUCUAUAACGCUCCAAUCAAUGAGUUUCAAGCCAAGCUUGUUUUCAAACCCUUAUCCCCUGAACGGCAUUGGAAGUUCAUAUAUGAGCCUAUACACCAAGAUGUGCGCGUCCUUUCCAAGAAGAUUCCCAUAACCAAAUUUCUAAAUCUUCAGGUCGGUAUAGGCCAUAAUUUUCAGUUGCAUGCUACUGGUUGGAAAUGGAAGCUUACUACCUGCUUUGGCGGUGAUGGCAUAUCUCGCAUCCGGAACAAGACAACACUUGGGUUGUUCCCUGGAAUGGAUUUUCGGUUUGGUUGGAGGGCAGAUUAUGUUCUUCCAGAACUUACAGGAGCUUUGGGUACUGGUGAGCCAUUGUUCAACAUGAGUACAGGAAAAUUACAAGCAUCUCUGGAUAGAGUGGAGGCUAUUGUAACCCAUACAUCAUGACUGGUACCACUUCAAAAGGUAGUAUGCCAUCUUUGUUAGAUAUCUUGUUUUUUUUGAACUUUCAUAUAUCAUAAAUACAUUAUUUAUAAUUUCUAUUGGCAAUAGUGGUCAUGCCUCUUCUUUUGCAUUCUUCCCUCUCUUGCUUCUUCUAUUCCUUAUGUUUUCAAGUAUCAUCUUAUUUCAUAUGUCCUGCUUUUUUGAGAAAUUUAUCAUUUUGUUUUGCGGUUUCUAAGUUGUUCAAUUUAUCUAAAGUUCUCGUAAACUCUUCCAACGUACUUCGGAUGGUGAUAAUAUCAAACAAUUUCUGGGUUCAUUGUUUUUUAAAAAAAUUCACAACAUUCUACUUUUAACUUACCAAAAAUUUGUAUUCCACGGGAUUGGCUGGAGAAAUAUAUGCAACUGUGAAAUGCUAUUGUAGCAUGACCUGAAAGAUGCUGCCCGAGUUCUUCAUGAAAGAUGGUAUCUGAAAUCUUCUGGUCAACGCGAUCAAAUGCCUAUUGAUUAAAAUGUACAAUAAUGAUAUUAGAAUAGUUCCUUUUGAAGAGUUAUGUUCAGUUCUUUUCCCUUUUUUUUUUUUUCAUUUUUUCAUUUUUUUUUUCUUUUUUUCUUUUUUGUUUUUUUGGAAUAUGAAUACAUUUGCGCAUGGAUUGGGAACUAUAUAGCCUUGAAUCCAGGUUUAUUCUUUAAUAAUAAAAGAAAUAUUAUGCGA
Jatropha curcas is the source of this 1525-nucleotide messenger RNA. Lineage: Eukaryota; Viridiplantae; Streptophyta; Magnoliopsida; Malpighiales; Euphorbiaceae. The record is from RefSeq and is a predicted model, not a curated record.